AUGUGCUCCUUGAACGGUAACCAUGCGCCCAAAUACAUCAAAGUCGUGUGCUCCGACUGCGGUAACCAUGCGCCCAAGCACAUCAAUGUCAUCUCUUCAGGCAUGUCUGACAGUGAAGACGACGAAUUUUCCUUGGGUCAGUUCUCAGAUUGCGACUCCGAUGAGGAAUUCUUGCUACAUGAACACAACGACGACGAUGACGAGAACAUGAUCAACUUUCCGGAAGAUGAAGAUGAAGAAGGCGCGGAUGUAGAUUCUGAGGACGAGUUGGGUGACCUCGAUGAACACCCCGAUACUAAUGUUAUCCGCUACCGUAAAAAUGUCCCAUUUUCACCACAAGUUAGUGAUUAUGAGGAUCCAGGGGAAUUUCUAAAGCCGGAUUUUGGGGUCACGAUGGAAUCUACUGCUCUAGAGAUUCUACAAAAAUUCUUGGACCCCGAAAUUUUGGAUGAAAUUGUCCUUCAGACCAAUGUUUAUGUUCAACAACAAAGACGGGCGAAUCGAAAUACAAUGAAGGAUUGGUCUCCAGUGAAUGGGGAAGAAAUAUGGCAAUUCUUCUCUCUGGUGAUGAUGAUGGGGCUGGUUAUAAAGCCGGAGAUCAAGGACUACUGGUCCACAGACUCGAUGUUUUGUACCCCAUUUUUCGGUCAGGUCAUGUCAAGGAAUAGAUUUGAGUCAAUCCUUCGGGGAUUCCAUCUUGUGGAUAAUGACACCGUCCCACCCAACAAUAAAGAUCGGUAUAUAAAGUUUGGGAGUUUUAUGGACAAGUUAUUCCAAAAUUUCCGCAAAGCAAUAAAUUUGGGAUCAUUUCUCACGGUGGAUGAAACUUUGCUCUCGUUCAAAGGGAGGUUAUCUUUCAAGCAGUAUUUAAAAGACAAGAGAGCCAGAUUUGGAAUGAAGCUAUAUCUCCUCUGCGAUUCGGCUAGCAGAUUUGUCCUCAAAGCUCUUCCUUACCAAGGAAGAACUACCAAAAUAGAGAAUUCAAGCUGGAUUCAAGAACUUGGAUUUGGUGGCGCUACUGUGAUGACUCUUCUUCAUGGCUAUUUUAACAAAUUUCAUAGAAUCACUAUCGACAAUUGGUUCGUGUCUCCGAUCUUGGCAUUGCGAUUGAAGCAACUUGGUACGUACAUACUUGGCACCGUACAGAAAAGAAGAAAGCUGAUGCCAAAAUGGACGGACAAAUUAGCAAAGGGACAAGUUGCGACUUAUUCUUCUUCAGACAUUUUAGUGGAACGGUGGUCUGACCGGAGAGAAGUGAUAAUGCUGAACACAUUUAUGGGACACCGAAUGGAAGAAAUCACAACCACAAACCCCAACAACAACCGAGAGAAACCAUCAACUGUUCUCGUUUAUAAUGCGACAAUGGGCGCUGUGGAUAACGUCGACAGAGUCAGCAAGCCAUUCACAUCUGUCCGCAAAUCCUUCAAAUGGUACAGGAAAGUAUUCUUCUACUUCUUGGACAUAGCAAUUUACAAUUCUCACAUCAUUCACUCUUCUUUCCGGCCAACGAAGGAACACUCAAGUUAUAAAGAUUUUGUACGAAUUAUAAUCAAAGAAAUAUUAGAAAAAUAUCCACCACAACGUCUAUCAUUGGGGAGGAAGUCCAACACCCAGUCGGAACGACGAAUCGGCACCCACUUUCCAGAAAAGAUGUUAGAAGAUAAUGUCUCCGUCUUCCGGGAUUGCCACCUAUGCUGUUUGGAAGGCAAAAGGCGCACCACAGCUUUCAGAUGUGAAACGUGUCUGAAGUUUUUCUGCAUAAAGAGCACAGACUCGUGUUUCAAGAGAUUUCACACGCUUUCGAAAUUACCCGUCAAAAGGAAGCGAUCUAACGCCAAUGCAUCUUCAGCAUCGACGAGUCAAAGCAUUAUGUACCAAUCAGUACCUCGGUCUGAAACUGACUCUGAAAUUGGAUUAGGAUUCGGUGAGGCGAAUGAAGUGAGAUUUCAAGAAGCGGAUUUUGAAUCAAAUGUUGUAGUAAUGGAGGAGGAGGAAGAACUGUUUUCCAUUUAA
Folsomia candida is the source of this 2013-nucleotide messenger RNA. RefSeq names its product piggyBac transposable element-derived protein 4-like. The transcript has 6 exons. Bases 1 to 2013 code for a protein of 670 amino acids. Lineage: Eukaryota; Metazoa; Arthropoda; Collembola; Entomobryomorpha; Isotomidae. The record is from RefSeq and is a predicted model, not a curated record.